AAAUGUAUGUUGAGAGUCAAACAUCAACCAGGCAUGAGUCUUGAACCUCUUCCUUCUAAAUCAACCGACUCCAGAAAUUAACCUCAAAAUCAAACUAAAUAUUUAUAUCAAUAUAAUGUUUUAAUUGUGAUCAUUUUUUCCCAAUCAUCUACUCAACUUUAUCUUUAACCAUGGAGAUCGGCUUUGGAAAAAGUUUUUCCUUAAAACGAGAGAUAUCAAGUGGAUGUAGAUCUUCAAUUCUUACUGAUAAUAUUGAAUUUCGAAGCUACAAUGCGGAUGAGUCUCUCGAAAAAAGGCUUGAUAACUAUGGAAAGUAUACUGUGUUAACACCUGAUCAACAAACCAAAUGGAUUGUUACAAAAAAAGUAGAAGCCGAAAAAAUUGUUGAAUUAAACAAAUCAAUUAAACUGCAAGCUGCCACCAACGGCUUUGUUACUCCAUCAUAUGACGCUAUUGGGCCUCGUAAAGUCAUUGUUUACAAUAAAAAAGUCCAUCUAGAAUGGAAACAGGUCAAUAAAGUUGGAGCUGGCCUUGUUAAUCUAGGAAAUACGUGUUACAUGAACUCCGUUUUACAGUGUUUAACUUAUUGUCCACCUUUAAUAAACUAUCUCUUGUAUUGUGGGGAUGAUCAUCAUUCACAAUGUAAAAUAUCUUCUUUUUGUAUGAUUUGCGAGUUCCAACAACAUGUACUACGUUCCUACAACAGUCCAAACGGAGCUAUAAAACCAUCGAAUAUACACAUGAGGCUGAAGUCUAUAGCUCGACACUUCCAUCCUAAUCGACAAGAAGAUGCGCAUGAAUUCUUGCGUUAUGUUUUAGAUCAUAUGUGGAAAAGUUGUACCACGAAUUUUGAAUUAACACAUAACUCUGUCAAACUAGAUCCUAGGAGUAAAGAAACAACUGUGAUUAAUGAAAUUUUUGGUGGUUAUCACCGUAGCCAAGUAACUUGCUCUGUAUGUAAAGCAAAAAGUGACACUCAUGACUAUUUCAUGGACUUUAUUUUGGACAUUAAGGAAAUAAACAAUUUAGAAGAUGCGUUCCGUAAAUUUACGCAGCCAGAAAUCCUUUCGAAUGAUAACGCUUAUAAGUGCCCGAAUUGUAAGAAGAAAGUUAUGGCAACCAAACGUUUCACUGUGUACAAGCCUCCUAAUGUGGCGACCAUUCAAUUCAAGAGGUUUGAUUACAAUCGUAUUUAUGGAGGCAAGAUCACGAAAAAAAUCGCCUACCCCGAAACAUUCAAUAUAAGACCGUUUAUGUCUGACUCCAAGGGUUCUCCUAUUUUGUAUAAACUGAAUGCUGUUCUAGUGCAUUUAGGGUCUACGUCUAACUCUGGACAUUAUUAUUGUUACAUUAAAAGUUCGAACGGUUUAUGGUAUCUUAUGGAUGAUGAUAGGGUUAUUAAAGUAAAUAUUAAUCAAGUUCUUGACCAGCAAGCAUAUAUAUUAUUUUAUGUCCGUUGGCUGGGUCUCAACAACUGUUCUGCUGAUUUUAAAAAGAUGGGUCUAAACAAUAAUAACAAUAAUAAUCAACAAAAAAGUAAUGGGAUUAUGGAUAAUAUCCGCUCUAUUACUGUUCAUCCAAACGGUAAUGGUAAUGCUAAGUUCACUAAUGGAGGCUCACCUCAAUUCAACUCCAUUAACAAAUUAAAUAACUCAAAUGGAAAUCGAUUGUCAGUUUCUGGAGACAAGCCGUCAUCAACAGGCAGCUCUGAAAGUGAUACCUUGCCCGGACAAACUAGAAUGAUGAAAAUAUCAUCUAACUCUCUUGUAGAUUAUGACGAUGACUCCUCGGACGAUGACUCUGAUUGUUCUAACCCUGUUCAAAAUGGUUUCGCCAAGAUAAUGAAUCCUAACCAAUUUAACGGAGCGAUCUCCAAGAAAGCUGAGAAACGCCUAAGGAAAUUAAAGAAGAAAAACAAGAAGAAGCGUAAACGGAAAAAGUAUUCAGAAGAAUUAGAAUGGAUAGAAAGGACUAAGGAGACUGUAGAAAAAGAGCGAAGAAUAAAGAAUCAGAUAUAAGUUAAUUUAAUUUCUCUGCAUUUGGUUUUCAUUUCCAUCCCUGGUAACGUUUAUUAACUGUUGAACCUGAUAACAGUUGAAAGCAAAAUGAUAUUUGCUACUUUCGCUAAAUAAGAGAUUCGUUCUCUAUCGAAUGACCAUCAAAAUGAAACCGUGAAAAUCAUUUCUUUAACCAUCACGUAAAUCACUAAAGCCUGGCAUACAAAGAGACUAAUCUUUUUUUUGAAAUGUUGAUUAACACUUCGAUCAAAAAACAACCUCGGAUAUUUCUCAUCUUUCAACUCGAAUCGGUGAGAAUUGACCAUCUAAUUAAAAAACGAUGGUUUCAGAUUUUGGGCUCUCAUUUGAAGUUAUUUGUUCAUUUUUAUACAGGAUUUAUUGCGGAUAGUGUGCAACAGGAUUGUUUAGCAUGAUGUCUCUUCGUUACUUUUCAUAGUGAUUAAAUGCUGAUGGGAGAAGAAAAUGAUGACUCGAAUUUCAAAGAACUUAUUCUUCUAAGUUUAUCGAUUAACUAAAUUUAAAUUGACAACAUUGACUGCAGCUAACAUGCCAAAUUGUUUUUUACUAAUUUCUAAUGAAGGAUUAAAAAUGUUCAUCACAAUCA
Molecule: messenger RNA, 2622 nt
Organism: Tetranychus urticae (two-spotted spider mite)
Lineage: Eukaryota; Metazoa; Arthropoda; Arachnida; Trombidiformes; Tetranychidae
Biological process (GO): protein deubiquitination; regulation of apoptotic process
Cellular component (GO): cytosol; nucleus
Molecular function (GO): cysteine-type deubiquitinase activity
Source: RefSeq, a predicted model, not a curated record